Messenger RNA from Sceloporus undulatus (fence lizard), 3203 nucleotides. It is a transcript of the gene LRRFIP2, whose product is annotated as LRR binding FLII interacting protein 2. The record is from RefSeq and is a predicted model, not a curated record. The transcript is spliced from 28 exons. The coding region runs from base 396 to 2594 and encodes 732 amino acids. Gene Ontology annotation, biological process: regulation of DNA-templated transcription. Lineage: Eukaryota; Metazoa; Chordata; Lepidosauria; Squamata; Phrynosomatidae.
CUCCUCUGGCGGAAGAACGGCGCGUGCGCAAAGCGGCUGUGCUUGUCGGAAGGCUUCUUCGCCGCCGCUGGUGGUCUGGCGAGUGACACUCGGGGCCGAAAGAGAGGAGAGCGAAGAAGAAGAAGACCGCACUAACUGAGGAAGUUUGAACUGAGGCGGACGCCGUCGUCGCUGUCUCUGGAGGAGCACCGAGGAGGCUGGCUCCCUUUGGGAGGAGAACCCCGGCGUUGGCGGCUCCAAGCUCCGGAGAAGAAGCCCCGCUUUGGAGCCCUCGGCGGCGGCCCCGCCCUGUUGGCUUGGCCUCAGCCUCGCCCUCCGGACGGAGCCGGCCUCUGAUCUGGACAAUUGGAUCUAACCCAGUCUUGUGAGAGAAUUACGAAAGAGUGUGUUCAAUCAUGGGAACUCCAGGAUCGGGAAGGAAACGAACUCCAGUGAAAGAUAGAUUUUCUGCAGAAGAUGAAGCUUUGGGUCAUAUUGCUAGAGAGGCAGAAGCACGGUUGGCAGCUAAACGUGCAGCCCGAGCAGAAGCAAGGGAUAUACGCAUGAGAGAACUGGAACGACAACAGAAGGAGCUUUCUCAACGUUCUUAUGAUAGAAAAUGGGGACAUAUCCACAAGUGGAUGGAAGAUUCAGAGAAGGCCAGGUAUUCACACCGCACCAGCCGGCGGUCAUAUCUGGGAACAGAUGACUUGGUUUCCACUCGAAGUACUGCUACUCAGAGGCACUCUGCCUUGGAUGCCAGUGGGUCACACAGGAGCAGAGCAAGUACGUCCAGGAGAAGAGAUCUUGUGAGCAAUACUUAUGGUGAUGCUUAUGGUGGGAAGAAGCCUUCUAGCUCUUAUAAAGAUCUCUUGAGUGGAUUUUACCAUGACCAGCGAAAUUAUAGCAGUCUUAGACAUAGCAAACCACUUUCUACCUACCAUCCUCGGUCAUCAUCUCUAUACAGUGAUCCUUUGGCAACAACUAAAACUUACAGGGUGUCUCCAGAUGUUAACAGUGGUUUGAUAAGAAGUGCCAGUUUGGCAUCGUUACAUGGUGGUGAAUUGUCUAAGUCUUAUAGUAUUCGGACUCCUUCUGAAUAUAGUUACUAUUCUUCAAGAACAAGUUCAGCACGAAGUAGUCCAGUGUUUACAGAUGAUGAAUCAGAGAGCGUUGCAUCCUCUGAUCGUGCUGUUCGAGGCCGGAGGGAUAGUGUGUCAUCUGACUUUUCUGAUCACAGUGAAACCGCAGCUGAUUAUUUCAGCCGUUCUAAUCGUAGGGGAAGCAUUGUGUCUGACUUGGAUGAUGUCAGCAUUCCAGAUCUGAAUAGUCUCGAAGAGAAGAAUGAUAGGCCAUAUUCUGAUUUAUAUAUUCGGCCAGCAUCUCGCAAUUCAGCAACACCUCUAAGUGGAAAUUCAUCUAGACGAGGAAGUGGCGAUACAAGCAGUUUGGUGGAUCCCGAUACCUCAUUAAGUGAAUUGCGGGAUAUCUAUGAUCUUAAGGACCAGAUACAAGAUGUAGAGGGGAGAUACAUGCAGGGACUUAAAGAACUAAAGGAGUCGCUUGCUGAAGUUGAAGAAAAAUACAAGAAAGCAAUGGUUUCUAAUGCCCAACUAGAUAAUGAGAAGAACAAUUUGAUUUAUCAAGUAGAUACUCUAAAGGAUGUCAUUGAAGAAAGAGAGGAGCAAUUAGCAGAAUACUAUAGGGAAAAUGAAGAAAAGACUAAGGAAUUAGAAAGACAGAAACACACAUGCACGGUUCUACAGCAUAAGGUGGAUGAACUUAAGGAAGGUAUUCGUCAAAGAGAUGAAUUAAUUGAGGAGAACCAACGCAUGCAGCAGAAAAUAGAAUCUGUAACCAAAGAGGUGUUUGACCUCCAGGAGACAGUUAAUUGGAAAGAUAAAAAAAUUGGGGCUCUAGAGAGACAAAAAGAGUACUUUGACUGCAUUAGGAUUGAGCGAGAUGAGCUCAGAGAUGAGCUGGCUGACCUCAAGGAAACAAUGAAGACAGGAGAGAAACAUGGAUUAGUCAUAAUCCCAGAUGGCACUCCAAAUGGUGAUGUCAACCAUGAACCAGUAGUUGGUGCAAUAACAGUUGUUUCACAGGAGGCUGCCCAGGUCUUGGAAUCAGCAGGGGAUGGACCAUUAGAUAUUAGGCUAAGAAAACUUGCAGGAGAAAAGGAAGAGUUGCUGUCACAGAUUAAAAAAUUGAAAUUCCAGUUGGAAGAGGAACGACAGAAAUCCUCACGAAAUGAUGGCACAAGUACCGAUUUAACAGGAUUAGAAAAUGGUUCUGAUUUACAGUUAAUUGAAAUGCAGAGAGAUGCCAACAGACAAAUUAGUGAAUUCAAAUUUAAACUUUCAAAAGCUGAACAAGAUAUUACUACUCUGGAACAAAAUGUGGUACGACUUGAAGGUCAGGUGGUAAGAUACAAAACUGCUGCAGAGAAUGCAGAAAAAGUAGAAGAUGAACUCAAAGCAGAAAAGAGAAAACUUCAGCGAGAGUUAAGAACAGCAUUGGACAGGAUAGAAGAGAUGGAGAUGACCAAUAGCCACUUAGUAAAACGGCUGGAGAAAAUGAAGGCAAACCGAACUGCACUUCUAUCUCAACAGUAGCAACGAAACCUUAAACAUUAUGCACUGCUCCUUGAAAUAACUUGUCCCAGCUUGUUUUAAUACAGGCUUCAUUUGGCACAAACUUUGAACACGGAACAGUUCAGUGAAUUUUAGUUCCAUAAUUAAGUGGAAAAUAUUUUGUAACUUGAGCAAAUGAAAAAAAAAAUAGCUUGAAUCUUUAUGCAAAUGAUGAGUUUUAGCAGCUUAAGUCUAGAGUCUGCUGGAGCCCAAUGCUGUAUGAUUGACUUCCUGCUAUAAACUAUUUUCACAAUUGUGAAAUUUAGUUUAUUCACUGAAAUAUUUUCAACUGCUUUAAUAAUGCUUGGUGCUUGGAGACGACCGCAUGAAUUCAAGAGGAUGCUGCAUUACAAACUAACCAAUUAUGUGCUGAAGACAUCACAUGGCACAAGUGCCUUCUAUCUAGUGCAAUGUAGACUUCAAUGAUUAGUUUAAAAUAACCUUUGGAAUCAGAUAACAUUUAUUUUAAAAUACAUUUGGGGUUGUGUUUGCUAAACUUUAUACAUUUUUGAUGGAAAACACUUUUGUAAAAUAUUUAAAUUUAUAUAAAAUAGAAAUGACUGUAUAAAAUUUGCUUUAUUGCAUGGGUGA